This is a messenger RNA of Fopius arisanus, 2029 nucleotides long. RefSeq lists its product as uncharacterized. The record is from RefSeq and is a predicted model, not a curated record. Gene Ontology annotation, cellular component: membrane. NCBI's taxonomy places the organism in Eukaryota, Metazoa, Arthropoda, Insecta, Hymenoptera, Braconidae.
GACUAUCCAUUGGAUAUAUCCCCACUACACCUGAAAAAUCCGAGGUGUUCCCUUGCCUUUCUUCCAGUACCUCUCCAGUUCUUCCUGCGUUACAUCAAGACCCUCAUCCAGCUGCUGACUCAAUUGAUCAUUUAUAAUCAGAGUAACGAUGCAAUAAUGUGCGUGAAUAGUUCAGUGGAUUGGGUGUUGAAUAAAUCGAAAUCGAUAUUGCGGCAUUGAUUCCAGGCAUUAUCAUUUGGAUUUGCCUUUGGGUAUCUCACCAGGUGGGAGAAGGAAUUUUGUGGCGAAAUCGUGUCGGUGGUGCAACAGCGCUGGAGUGAUAGUCUUGUGAUUUUAUUAUUUGUAGUUUUUUUUUAAAAUAAUUGAGCAAGAAGAUGCCGUGUUCAGCAGUGACGCUGUCUUUGGCAACCAUAACCGGCAUUAUUGCCACUGCACUUCUGUCUAUUGCCUUUGGCACGGAUAACUGGCUCUAUACCGAGGUCAAGCGUGCCCAAAUACAGCAAUAUGCCUCGAAAAAUCCUGACCAGAGUCACGUGGUGGAGCAGAUGAACAUGAAAUUCUUCUACUACACACGGACCCAGGGCCUCUUCAGGAUAUGUUACCCCAAGGAGCGUCCACCAACAGUGCAAACCUAUCUCAGCCCUGUUGAGACCCAUUGCAUGAACAUCGAUUAUUUCAUUCCUGAUGAGGAUAAUGAGACGAGAGGAUUCUCAGAGGACGCCAUGACUCGACUGCGUUUAUUGAGUGCCUGUGGCAUGGGACUCUGGCAUGGUGUUGAGUACUAUGAGAAAGAAAAAAUAGUCGGCGAGGAAUAUUAUCAACAAUGGAGCAAUGUGUUGAAGAAUCAUGUGUCACAGUGGUACGACUGGUCAUUUUAUCUAGCCUGGCUAGGUGUUGCCACGUGUCUAGCCACGAUGACACUCUUCCUUAUAGCAGCAUCGUGCUUAAGGAAAGAACGUGCCCGAGAGCAAGCCGCUAAUGUUCAAUACAUAAUGCCAGUUUACCCACAAAAACAGCAGUACGCUUAUGCCGGAUACCCAGCACCCGCAGCAUAUCCUGGCCCUUACUAUCACGGCUCGCAAUACGGGCCAUAUAAUUACUGAGGAGAAAACCUGAAUUCAAUGAGGAAGAAUUUUGCAAUAUUUACAACGAGGAGAAAUAAAAAUAACACGAAACGACCUCGGUGAUGAUGUCCCAGGGCAAACUUUCGUUAACGAAGAGGGAGACUCGAACUGACUAAACAAUACUAUUAAAAAACUACAAAUAAGUGUUCGGAGGGCUCCACGAUAACGAGUUAAAUCUACGACAAUUUUUUAUAUUCCUAUGUAUAUUUGUAAGAACGUGGAGUUUCUCGAUGUGUUAUUGAUAUUUAUAAUGCUCUGAGGGGAUAACUACGAGGGAUUGGUUCGUGUCUCCUUCACGUGACACUAAUUUCAAUCUCUUAUUGAUGGUUAAUUAAUUACCUGAUAAUUCUUACUGGAUUAUUCAUUAAUUAGUUAUCCUCGAUUCGACUCUCAUUGCUCAAAAGUAUGUAGUUUCAUUGCGCAAGUUGGCGAGAAAAUUUUCAUGCGUUAUGUAAUCCGUUAUUGUUUUCAUUUGACUAUUUACUAAAUUUUGAGGGAGGGAAUUAUAUUAGGGUGCCAGAGUUCCAACUACUCAUUAAUUCGGACGUCGCACCGGUUAGGUAAUGAUUAUUUUAACAUUAGGGUAGUUUGAUUUAUUUGUACUCAUUUUUUUAAUCAGUGAGGGAGAGACCUGGUAAAGUGAGAUGAAUCGAAUUUUAUUGUUUUGAUUUAUAUUGAUUUUAGGAAAAAUAUUCAAGAGAGCAUUUUUCGGAAUACAAUCGCCGACAGAAACAGUUCUUUAAUGCUUUCAAAUCGAUUUGAACUUUGAAUUCGAUUCCAUUUAUUUUACCAGAUUGCUAUUGGAAUUGAGUGAGUUGUUUUGUAUUCAUUGAAGUGGAUAAUAGAUAAAGACAUUGUGUAUAGAGAAGUUAUCUUGAGAAUAAAACGAAAAAUAUUGAAUUUCA